Messenger RNA from Acanthocheilonema viteae, 711 nucleotides. The record is from the annotation of a GenBank genome assembly. Lineage: Eukaryota; Metazoa; Nematoda; Chromadorea; Rhabditida; Onchocercidae.
AUGGCGGUAUCAGAAGCUGAAGCAUCUGCUAGGGAUCGACAAUCGACGACAUCAUCGAACGCACGGUUGAAAGAGUUUGGCCCAUGGACAGAGCAGUAUAGUUCAGCUGGGAAACGCUACUUCUAUAAUCGAGAAACUGAGGUAUCACAAUGGGAGAAACCUCCUGAAUGGCGAGAAUAUGAAAAGUUUCUGUCCGAAAAUGCCGCAAAUCAAAGUCCCAUCUCAUCUGCCUCUGGAGUUCGUAUUCCGUCAAGCAGCAAUGCUGCAGGAAUAUAUUUGGCCACUUCAGCAGAUUCUGCAGCAUCUGGUAAUAAUGGUGAUGUAAAGAAUAAAAUGAAAACGCACGAUGCAACUCAGUCAGCCGUGAGAGCGAAACGUCCGAAAAUUGAAAUGAAAGAAGAGGAUGCAAUCGGCCCAGUGAUUUUUUCUGAAGAGCAGCACCGGCGAUUUCUGAGAGCAGAUGCACAAACAUCCACUCGUCGAUGGCCAACAGAAGAUUGGGAACAAAGUGCAAUGAAAGCUGAUGCAGCCGCACAUAGUCUUACCUUGCAAAUCAUUUAUGUAUCUUGUGAUUUAAAAAGUGCUGGAUCGCUUGUCAAAACUGCUGAAAUGCGUUCUUCGUUAUUAGCACAAAAGUUGCAGUUUAUCGCAGAUCAUCAGCGACAACUAGAAGCAAGUUUUGCACUUCCUUCUUUGAACAGUUAUCAGUGA